AUGGAGUGGCUGCUUUUGUUUCCUCCUUCCUUCCUACCGCAACCGGACUCCGUUUCAUCAUCUUCUCAAGUCUCAACCCACCCCUCCUCCUACCCUUUUUUUUUUGUGUGUUUGUGACGACACGACACCACACGAGAGGAGAGAGAGAGAGAGGGGCAACGCAACUAGUCCCCGCGCAACGCACGGUACGCCUCCGUUCCGUUCCCCUCUUUCCUCCUCCGCCGCCCGCCCGCCCAUUGCCGAGCUCCCCGCCGCACGCCCCAGCUAACUACCACUCCGGCACGGCAGGGCAGGGCAGGGCUCGCCGCCGGAGGGGAAUGUGGCAUCCUUACCUUCCCCCCUUGCCGUAAAACAAAGAAAGAAAGUCUCCCGUCUCGGCUCCUUGCGCCAUCGUCGACAGGGGAGGGGAGGUGGCGAGCAGUAGCAGGGGAGGGGAUCCUCCAGGUGGAGGGCAGAAACACCUAUGCAACAGGUGGAGGGCAGGAACUGUCUUCCUGCGGAGGUCAGGAUUGGCCUCGAGACGCUCAAGAGGCGCCGGCUUGAGAGGAUGCGUUUGACUGCUCAGAACAAUGCCGGCGACGGUCCUCCGGUGCCCGCAAGGAGCGGUGGGGAUGCGCUAAGGACUCCCGCAAACUGCGGGGUCAGGUUGCAUGCUAACAAUGGCACAGCUCUACCUAGCAGAACCACCCAGAACAAGGACCCUUUUGCAAAGCGCAGGGUGGACAAGUUUGAUAUGUCUAGCCUAGAAUGGAUUGACAAGAUCGAAGAAUGCCCUGUGUACUAUCCUACCAAGGAGGAGUUCGAGGAUCCCAUUGGUUAUAUACAGAAGAUUGCACCUGUGGCUUCGAAAUACGGAAUUUGCAAAAUCGUAUCUCCAGUAAGCGCUUCUGUUCCUGCUGGUGUCGUGUUGAUGAAGGAACAGCCUGGUUUCAAGUUCAUGACCAGGGUUCAGCCGCUUCGCCUCGCCAAAUGGGCUGAAGAUGACACGGUCACUUUCUUCAUGAGCGAAAGAAAGUACACUUUCCGGGAUUAUGAGAAAAUGGCCAACAAGGUGUUCGCCAAGAAAUACUCAAGUGCUAGUUGUCUCCCAGCUAAGUACGUGGAGGAGGAAUUCUGGCGCGAAAUUGCUUUUGGUAAAAUGGAUUUUGUUGAAUAUGCCUGUGAUGUUGAUGGUAGUGCUUUCUCCUCUUCUCCUCAUGAUCAACUUGGGAAAAGCAACUGGAACUUGAAGAAUUUUUCACGGCUUUCCAAUUCUGUGCUUAGACUUCUGCAGACACCAAUUCCAGGAGUAACAGAUCCAAUGCUUUAUAUCGGGAUGCUCUUCAGCAUGUUUGCUUGGCAUGUGGAAGAUCAUUAUUUGUACAGCAUCAAUUACCAUCAUUGUGGGGCAUUUAAGACAUGGUAUGGCAUACCGGGUGAUGCUGCUCCUGGGUUUGAAAAGGUGGCUAGCCAGUUUGUAUACAACAAGGAUAUUUUGGUUGGUGAAGGAGAGGAUGCAGCAUUUGAUGUUCUCUUGGGGAAGACAACAAUGUUCCCCCCAAAUGUCUUGUUAGACCACAACGUUCCUGUUUAUAAAGCUGUGCAAAAACCUGGGGAGUUUGUCAUUACUUUCCCUCGUUCCUACCACGCGGGUUUCAGCCACGGCUUCAAUUGUGGCGAGGCUGUCAACUUUGCUAUCAGUGACUGGUUUCCUCUGGGUUCUGUGGCCAGCAGACGCUACGCGCUUCUGAACAGAACACCCUUGCUUGCACACGAGGAGUUACUUUGCCGUUCUGCAGUGCUUCUGUCCCACAAACUGUUAAACAGCGACCCAAAAUCCCUCAAUAAAUCUGAGCAUCCACAUUCACAGCGUUGUUUGAAGUCUUGCUUUGUGCAGUUGAUGCGAUUCCAGAGAAACACACGUGGCCUACUUGCUAAAAUGGGCUCUCAGAUACAUUAUAAGCCAAAAACAUACCCGAAUCUCUCAUGUAGCAUGUGUCGGCGUGAUUGCUACAUUACACAUGUGUUGUGUGGAUGCAACUUUGACCCAGUCUGUCUUCAUCACGAACAAGAACUCCGGAGCUGCCCUUGUAAAUCUAACCAGGUUGUCUACGUUAGGGAGGACAUACAGGAGCUAGAAGCUCUAUCAAGAAAAUUUGAGAAGGAUAUUUGCUUGGAUAAGGAAAUAAGUGGUUUUGACUCAUACAAGCAGGCCGAAAAGAAUGAGCCAUUUUUUGAGAUAACUCGGAACCUCAGGAACACUGAAGUAAAUUUGAUAGAGGAUGCCUUCUCAGGAGCAACUGCUGCUGAUGCUGCAAAGAGUUCUCCUGCAACGUCAACACUGACAUCUUUUGCACAACAUGAUGUGCCUGUUCUUGCUGAAGCAAUUGUCUGUGCUAAUCAAGCCGACCAAUUAUACUCCACCACCGAGCAAACCAUCAGCUCACCUUUAGUCAAAGGAACUGAUGCUGUGGGUGCAAAUUCAUCCAGCAUGGCUGAUGCUAAUAACGGAACUGGUUCUUGUAAUGCUUCAGCUGUGGAAUACAGUGGAAAUUCAGAUUCUGAAUCUGAAAUAUUUCGAGUCAAGCGCAGGUCUGGCGUAUCAGUAAAGCCUGCAUCUGAUGCCAAGACAUCAAACUUGUCUGAUCAACAGGUUCUCAGGCGGUUGAAGAAGGUGCGCCCUGAAAUACAACAGCACAAUAAGCGACCAGAAGACUAUGGUCACUGUUCAGUUCCCUCAGGUCGUAUGAGUAUGAAGAAUUUGAAUUCAUCCUCCUCAUGUGGUGAAGAACACUGGAGGAUGAAGCGGCGGCAGUUGGAGACUCAGCAGGAUGAGAGCAGUUAUUCUGCAAAGCAGAAGUCGUACUCGUAUCCAUCCACCAGCUAUUCUUUCCGAGGAGAGUUUGUGGAAAUGAGUAGAGAUGCUGCUGCAGAAGUCCGACCAAAGCGACUGAAAAUCCGGCUACCUUCUUCUAGCACGAACAGAGUGGUUGAGCAGGGCAGUUCAGGGCAAAGAUUUACAAGGGAUGACAAGUCGCUUGGUUGUUGGCCUGCAAUUUAGAAUUUAGAAAAAAAUGCUGACGCAGGUGCUAACCUCUGAUGGAGAUAAAGAUUUCCUUGUUUAGGUGGGGCUGUUGACUACACGAAAUGAUAGGGCUGGGAUGGAUCGAUGAGGUUGAAUAUAAAUGAUUAGCACAGAAGCUGACUGACUUUAGAAGGCUGGUUAAUCGAUUCUUUGUGCAGCAGUGCCUCCAAUUUGAGGCACAUCUAGGCACGGUUAGAAGAGACAGACACAUGACGAUUCUUGUUGCUGGAGGUUCUGGGUCACUGCUUUGCUGCUGUUUGAUGCCUGCACUGCAAGUGACGUACACACACUAUAGGACCUCGCUCUACCCUUUGAUUAUAUCUCUCUAUUUUUCUUCUUCUUUGUCAGCAACCUUAGCUGCUGCUACUCUAUAGCUAACUGUAUUCUUUCAUACGCUUGUUCCAUCAAGUUAAUCUGCUGCUUAAUGCCAUUGAUUCAAUAGUGAAUCAUCGUUCUUUC
Messenger RNA from Oryza sativa Japonica Group (Japanese rice), 3523 nucleotides. The record is from RefSeq and is a predicted model, not a curated record. NCBI's taxonomy places the organism in Eukaryota, Viridiplantae, Streptophyta, Magnoliopsida, Poales, Poaceae.